Molecule: messenger RNA, 2540 nt
Organism: Ricinus communis (castor bean)
Lineage: Eukaryota; Viridiplantae; Streptophyta; Magnoliopsida; Malpighiales; Euphorbiaceae
Exons: 8
Coding region: 520-2157 (545 amino acids)
Biological process (GO): box C/D snoRNP assembly
Cellular component (GO): nucleus
Molecular function (GO): RNA binding
Source: RefSeq, a predicted model, not a curated record
CCCCAAUUAAAAACACUGUUUAUAGAACUCUACAAAACCCUAGAACCCACAAAAACGCACAUGUUAAGCCAAAAGCAUUUUUAAAGAAUUUCUUAUUGAAUUACAUUACCUGAGAUUUGGAAUCGCUGUGAUCAUCAGCACGAGGUGGAGGAGCGGAGCUACCAUAGUUACCGUUAUCAAAAUCCGUACCGUCCUUUUCUUAUAGCUAAAAUGUUUUGGAGGUUUUUUUUUUUUUUUUUUUUUUUUCCUAUAAAUAUUUGGGUAAUAGAUAACUGAGAUUGAUAGAGACAGUAGAUUUUGAGAAAUCUAGGACAUGGAAUUGGGUUUUAAAUAUGGACCUGGAAACUGUAAUUCUCUAACUGUAAAAUCCAACUUCGUGUUAUGGUAUUUUGGUUAUUUUGUAAAUUGUGAUUGAGGUGGUGGUUAGAUACCAAGGUGGGUUUUAAGUGAAAGCUUAAACCCUAGUCUGAUUUUUGCUAAAUUUUGUAAACCAAACCAACUUCUAGCAAUUUGUAAAUAAUGCAGCAACCUCGUUUCAAUUCUUAUCCUCCGUCUCAACUUCCCAGUCAAAUUCAACCCAUCAACAACAGCAAUACUACUGCUCCUGUUAAUCCGCAGGCUUCUCUAGCAAAUUUAUGCAACAUGCUGCAGAAUUCUAUGCCUAUGCAAAUGCAAAUGCAGCAACAACCUCAACUUGGUAUUAUUAUGAAUCCUCAAAUUCAAUUUCCUUUCAACAAUAAUUCCAGUGUCUCACCUUUCAUCACUCAAAAUCAAUUUGGUUUACCUCAACUGGGUUUUUCUCCACUGAAUCAUUUAAACCAUCUGAAUACUGUUCCCAUGUUUGUCAAUCAAUUCAACCCAUCCCAACUUCAACCCCAACAAUUCCCCUUUAAUUUCCCUCAACAGCUCAAUCAUAAUAUGGGUUUCCCCAAUCUCCAAAAUAUGAAUCCUCCACUGCCUAUUCAAAUGCCAAAUCUUUCUCAACCUGUUGCCCCUCACAAUCCCAACCUUUUUCCUAUUGGGCACCAACCUAACACAACUCAGCAAGCAAAGGGAAGCACAUGCUCAAUGCCGCAAAUUCAGAACUCACCACACUUUCCUUCAUUUAAGCAGCAGGGUAAUCCUAUUAAUAAUGGCCAGAAUAGUAGUUCAAGUUUCAAGUGGAAAAGAUUUCCAAACAAAGACUUCAAAAAGAAUCCAAAGCAAGAGUCGUCAAAAUUGGGGUAUCAGAAGUCUCAAUUCCAUCAUAUGAAUAAUGGAAAGAGGAAGUUUGGUGAACACAAUGGUAAAGGGAAUGGCUAUGAGAGGGCCACAAAAGCUGGUCGCACUGUUCCUACUGGGCAAGCUAGGGAAACAAAAAGGUCUCCGGCUUUGAUCUACACAGAACAAGAAAUCAAACUAUGGCGUGAAGAGCGUAGGAAAAACUUCCCGUCAAAAGCUAACAUAGAGAAGAUGUGCAGUGAAAGGGUAACGAACUCUGGUGGCAUUGAUAAGGAAGCCAAACUACGUCGAGAGCGGCUCAAGGAGAUAUUAGCAAAGCAGGCUGAGUUGGGAGUUGAAGUUGCAGAAAUACCAUCACACUACCUGUCAGAUUCAGAGAAACAAGUAAAGGUAAAGAAAGAUAGUAGAAGGUCUGCUCCUAAGAAGGGGAGAUCCCGGCACAAGCAUGAUAGAAGAGGACGAUAUAACAAAAAGGAUGGGUUGACCCAGCAGAAUACAUUAGCAAAAAAGGAUUCAUCUAAUGGGUCUUCAUUCAGCAGAACGAAGCCAACACUUUUGCAAAAGCUUCUGAGCGCAGAAGUAAGAAAAGAUAAACACCACUUGUUGCAGGUUUUUAGGUUCAUGGUGAUGAACUCUUUCUUUGACGAUGGACCGGAGAAGCCUUUGAAAUUUCCUUCAGUAGUAGUCAAGGAAGAUGAGGUGGUAGCAGAAAAAACAUCUAUUACUGGGAAGGGUAUUUCUGAAGUUAGCAACAAAACAGCAGUCGAAAAUUCUGGUCAUGUUGGCGAUGGUGAUGAAGAUGAUGACAGUGCUGAUGAUGAUGGUGAUAAGCAUGGGGUUCGAGUGGGACAAGGAACGAGUUAUGCCAAGGCAAAGUUUACUCUUGAUCAAAUUGACAACAGAACUGAAGGAGAAGAGGGAGAAAUCAUAGAUUAAGAUUGCUUCUCUCUUACAUAGAUUCGUAGCUGUGUGCUCUUUAUGUUAAUUGUGCAUUCCGUCUAUUAGCUUGUCAACAAUAUGAAUUGGGUUAGAGUGAAGAAACGAGAGUAUGAUUGAGAGACUUGAGACAAAGCUGAUCAAUUAGUAGGAACAGGCGGCUGUAUCUCAUGGCAAGGACUUUCUUUUUUGGGCUUUAGAAUGGACUGUUCUUUUCCCGUCUGAUAAACCUUUCAGCUUUUAACUCAAAAAAAUAGCCACAUUUGAUAUUGGCCAAAAGUAUAAGCACUCCCCUGAUGUGGUUAAUUUGGACUCUCUGUAAUUUUUGUUGUUUUUUUAAAGGGAUUACAUAAUAAAAUACUGUUUUUUAAUAUAAUAUAAUA